Periconia digitata is the source of this 715-nucleotide messenger RNA. Lineage: Eukaryota; Fungi; Ascomycota; Dothideomycetes; Pleosporales; Periconiaceae. The record is from the annotation of a GenBank genome assembly.
UCUAAACCGAAUACAUAUGAGCACGUGACACCGCAAUCCGCGAAAUCUCGAAACUCCAAUCAACGACACCCAUCUCCAUCCAGCUUGAAUUGAACGCCAACACCAUCCCGUCAUGAAUCUUUCGACAUUCCGGCCGGUCUUCCGACCCAUUGGGAACAUAUCACGACUCGGACAGGCCACGGUCCUCAGCCAAAAUGCCCCUUUCACACGAUCCCCGACAACGCCCAUAACCAGCACAUCUUCAUUCUCCAGCACCGCGAACCUUCAGAAGCGCAAAAGAGGCGGCCCCGCUCCAGACCCUCGUAUCACUUCUAUCCGCUACUUCCUCUACCACCCCCUGACCCCCCGACCCCUCCAUUUCUCCCGCCUCCGCUACCUCCGCCACUGGACAAUCCACCGUGCAUGGAUGCUUUUCCUGCGCAAACGCCGGCGUGCCGAGGAGCUCGAUCUAGAGCGCCAGUAUAACAGCAUGCGCGACGCGUGCGAGCACCUGCGGCUCCUUGACGGUAACGGCAUGCGUGUCAGCGAUGCCGAGGCCGGCGGGCAGGGCCCCGAUCCAGGUUCCUUGGGUGUCAAGGGUAAAGAUGUGGGCAGGAUUUAUCGGUCUGCUAUGCUUAAGAGAGGGGUUUAUGGAAGUGUGCCGAUUGAGUAUGCGAGGGCUCAGACGGAUUUUCCGAGCCGUGAUGGGUGGAAUCAUGCGUGGACCAGGGAUUGA